UGUUUAUAAACAAUUGUUUUAGUUCGUCGACGGCUGUCUUCCCCAAAAGAGCGUCAUGUGGUCGCGCAGCAGCAGUUCCAGGCGACAAGUAUCCACCGCCGAUGGUGACCCCGAAAAGGUUCUAUCACAGGUUCAGGAUCUCAGCGAUUGGCUUCUGGCCAAUCCCCAAAUCAACGGAUGCAACACCUUCGAGAACCUCCACUUUUUCUUGAGAACCUCAAAGUUUGAUGUGGAGCGAACCAAGAAAAAGCUAAAGACCUUCUACCAAAUGCGAGCGGACCGCACCGAAUGGUUCGAUAAUCGCGAUCCCAAGUUGCCCGAAAUCCAGGAGUUACUUAAUCUGGGGGUAUUCCUGCCAAUUGGUGCGGAUGCAGAACAAAGAAUGGUGGUAGUCAUACGGACAGCGGCUCACGAUCCUAAGUUACAUACCCAGAACAAUGUAUUUAAGACCAGCAAAAUGAUAUUGGACCUGCUGCUUAAGCUCGAGCCGGAGACUUGUGCCCGCGGAAUGGUAGCCAUUCUAGACAUGCAAGGCGUCCAACUCGGUCAUGCCCUCCAAAUGAAUCCCAAGCUCAUCAAGAGAUCCGUAGAGAGCUGGACCGCAUAUCCAUGUCAACCCAAGCUUUUGGAGUUCACCAACGCCCCUCGCCAUGUAAAUUUUUUCCUAAAUACUUUCAGAAUAUUUAUGACGCCCAAGAUAAGAUCCCGACUUUUCGUGCGACGCGAUGGAACCUCUGUGAUCUGUGACCAAUUACCCAAAGAACUUGGUGGACAAGGCCUCAGCUAUAAGGAACUUUCAAUAAGGUGGAAACAGCUGGUGGAGGAGAAUGCCGAUUUUUAUGUGGAACAAGACAAAUACAAAAGCAAGCUCAAGUGAUUGGGGUUAGUGUGGCGACAGUGAUAACAAGGCGAUUAGCCGAAUGCUUUAGAUUAGUCGAAAACAUUUACAAUGCGCAAAUGCACACAAGCGCUUAAUAGUUGUCAUAUUUUAGAGAAGAGACUAUAAAUACCUAAUUUCCCAACAACACUUAAUUGUAUAUAAUAAGGCAUUCGUUAUACCUUUUCAAAAAAGUGGUAUUUUCAUCAUGGUAAUCUUAAUCACCUCAUUGAUUUUUUUCUUUCGUUCUUAAAUAAAGUGUCAAUGUACGAUAAACCUAAAAA
Drosophila rhopaloa is the source of this 1161-nucleotide messenger RNA. RefSeq names its product retinol-binding protein pinta (gene pinta). Gene Ontology annotation, cellular component: membrane. The record is from RefSeq and is a predicted model, not a curated record. Gene Ontology annotation, molecular function: phosphatidylinositol bisphosphate binding. The transcript has 3 exons. The coding region runs from base 56 to 877 and encodes 273 amino acids. NCBI's taxonomy places the organism in Eukaryota, Metazoa, Arthropoda, Insecta, Diptera, Drosophilidae.